AUGUGUUUACAUUGUUGCGAAAGUCUGUGUUACUCAAACUGUCCAUCAAUGCGUGUCUGUUUUGAUAUACCGUGGUGCUUUAGGUCUACGCCGCGGCCCACGGUUGCGGAACCGAACCGGCAACGCAUGGAUACCACCGCCGAGGUGUUGCAGAAUGACCAUGUCCUCCAAGCAGCCACAGAGACGAAAAAUCUACCCCUGCAGGACCAAGUUCAAGGACUCCAGAUCAACUACAACCCCAUGAGCCAGAAUAAUAACUUAAAUUCACCUAAUUCCAAUAUACCCAGCAGAUUGCCAUCUCUGCAGGAGGUGGUGAUUGUCCAAGAUGGCCGACAGGGUAAAGGUGAUUUUGAUUUUAGUGGUAAUAAUAAUCCAGUGCACGAUGUGGCGACCAUAGAAACCAUGGUGGUAGAGCCUUUGAGGAUGGCUUUGGCGGAAAGGGAGAAGAAAAUAAGGUCUUUGGAGUCGGAAAUAGCUCAAUUGAAAUCGCAGCUGGACAAAUUCCAAAGUGUGUUUCCAUUCCGCGUCCAGACUCCUGGGGUCAGGGGACCUCCUACCCAAAGGCAGAGGGCUCAGGGUAUAUCUGCUGAACCUCAGAGCGAAAGUGCUGUCUUGGCUGCCGGAAAGAGGAGCUUUCCUAAGGUGGAGAAAGAUGAAAGAACCAAAAACAAACUUUAUACCGCAAUGUAUAGUACGGCUGCAGGAUAUGCUAAAACUAGAAGUUUAUAA
Messenger RNA from Ctenocephalides felis (cat flea), 729 nucleotides. RefSeq lists its product as uncharacterized. The record is from RefSeq and is a predicted model, not a curated record. Lineage: Eukaryota; Metazoa; Arthropoda; Insecta; Siphonaptera; Pulicidae. Bases 1 to 729 code for a protein of 242 amino acids. The transcript is spliced from 2 exons.